Molecule: messenger RNA, 2420 nt
Organism: Pseudonaja textilis
Lineage: Eukaryota; Metazoa; Chordata; Lepidosauria; Squamata; Elapidae
Gene: PPP2R5B
Product: protein phosphatase 2 regulatory subunit B'beta
Biological process (GO): protein dephosphorylation; signal transduction
Cellular component (GO): nucleus; protein phosphatase type 2A complex; cytosol
Molecular function (GO): protein phosphatase activator activity
Source: RefSeq, a predicted model, not a curated record
UAGCCCGCCCGGGGGGCGCCUCGCCCUGCUGCUGCCGCUGCCCUGGGGGCCCCCAUGGGAAGGGGCCGGUCCGGAGGCGCGCCCGGGCCCCGCCUGCCUGCUCCCUGCUCGGGGAUGCCGCCGCCGAUGCCGCCGCCGCCGCCGCCUCUGAUGCCGGCUUGAAGGGAGGAGGAGGAAGAGGAGGAGGAGGAGGAGGAGAAGCAGCCGCAGCCGCGGCAGAGCCGCCUUGACCUUGCUCGGGACGCCGCUCUGCAACCUGUUGGCCGCACCUGCGAGGAGGAGGAGGGGGGGAGAUAGCGGGGGUCUCCUCCGCCGGCAGGCCGCUGCCCAAGCGGUCCAUCCCUCCUUCCUUCCCUCCCUUCCUCCAUCUAUCCCUCCUUCCCUCUCUCCAUCCCUAAAUCCCUCCCUUCGUCUCUCCCUCCCUCCCGGAGCGCCAGGGGACCCCGGCUGACCGGCUGGCCCUGGGAGGAGGGGGUCUCUCCAGGCCCCUCUGCUCCCCCCCCCCCGGUCUUCUUCAGAGGCUUGCUUGGUCUCCGCUUGAUGGGGGGGCCCUGAACUGGACAGCCUGCAGCCCCCCCUUCCUUCGAUGUGACCCACAGCUGCCACUGAGGACUUCAACUCACCUGAAUUCUCCCCCGCCCACUCCCUACACACACCUGAGAUUGGCCAGGAGCCAGACUGGGACUGGCGACCCCCCCCCCCCCCCCCCCCGCCAUCCCUUACCUGGACAGGUGAUGGGGUUCCCGCUGCUGCAUCCGGAGGGGAUGCCCGGUGCCCCCCUGAGAGGUUAAAAGCAAAGCCGGGCGUCACCCAGGGUUAAGCUGCCGGAUGGACAGACGGACCACCCCGCUUAACGACAUGGAGACCAAAAUCCCUCCGGCCGUCACACCGACCAGCCCUUCGUCCCCGGGGCUGUCUCCGGUGCCGCCUCCGGAUAAAGUGGACGGUUUUUCCCGCCGGUCGCUGCGCCGGUCCCGCCAGAGACGAUCGCACAGUUCUUCCCAGUUCCGGUACCAGAGCAACCAGCAGGAGCUGACACCUCUCCCACUGCUGAAAGACGCUCCGGUUUCAGAGCUGCACGACCUUCUGUGCAAGAAGCUGCAGCAAUGCUCCAUCGUCUUCGACUUCCUGGACUGCGUCGCUGACCUGAAAGGCAAGGAGAUCAAGCGGGCAGCCCUGAACGAACUGGUGGAGUGUGUGGCCACCAACCGUGGCAUCCUGAUCGAGCCGCUCUAUCCCGAGAUCAUCAAGAUGAUCUCAGUCAACAUUUUCCGAAUUCUUCCACCCAGUGAAAAUCCGGAGUUCGAUCCCGAAGAAGACGAACCAAAUCUGGAACCGUCCUGGCCGCAUCUCCAGCUUGUAUAUGAAUUUUUCCUCCGGUUCCUUGAAAGUCCAGACUUCCAGCCCUCGGUGGCCAAGCGAUACAUAGACCAGAAAUUCGUGUUGAUGCUGCUAGAAUUGUUUGACAGCGAAGACCCCAGGGAACGCGAAUACCUCAAGACCAUCCUUCACCGGGUUUACGGCAAAUUCCUGGGCCUUCGGGCGUACAUUCGCAAGCAAUGCAAUAACAUUUUUUUGAGGUUUAUCUACGAGACCGAACAUUUCAACGGAGUGGCUGAAUUACUAGAAAUCCUCGGAAGCAUCAUCAACGGCUUCGCGCUGCCCCUGAAGGCGGAACACAAGCAGUUCCUCGUCCGGGUUCUCAUCCCGCUUCACUCCGUCAAAUCGCUCUCCAUUUUCCACGCCCAGCUGGCCUACUGCGUGGUCCAGUUCUUGGAGAAAGACGCCACGCUGACCGAGCAUGUGAUACGGGGCCUGUUGAAAUACUGGCCGAAGACCUGCACCCAGAAAGAGGUGAUGCUCUUGGGGGAAAUCGAGGAGAUCCUGGAUGUGAUCGAGCCCUCACAGUUCGUGAAGAUCCAGGAGCCGCUCUUCAAGCAAGUGGCGCGAUGCAUCGCCAGCCCCCACUUCCAGGUGGCCGAACGGGCGCUCUAUUUCUGGAACAACGAAUAUAUCCUGAGCCUGGUGGAGGACAAUUGUCACACGGUGCUCCCUACCAUCUUCGGCACGCUCUACCGCGUCUCCAAGGAGCAUUGGAACCCGACCAUUGUGUCCCUGGUCUACAACGUCCUCAAGACCUUCAUGGAGAUGAACAGCAAGCUCUUCGACGAACUCACUGCUUCCUACAAGGUGGAGAAGCAGCAGGAACUGAAGAAGGAGAAGGAGCGCCAGGAGCUCUGGAGGCACCUGGACGAGCUCCAGCUGCAGAAGCUCCAAGGCCUGGAAGAAGCCAAGAUGAACCGCCUGAAUUUGCAACGCACCCUGGCCAGCUAGGAGGCCCUCCGCCCCCUGGAAGCGAGCCCCUCGCCCCACCCCCCGACGCAUGGGCGCUGGGAGCGGCCCAACCCUCCCAGGCCGAG